Panicum hallii is the source of this 4307-nucleotide messenger RNA. Its product is annotated as L-type lectin-domain containing receptor kinase IV.1-like. Gene Ontology annotation, biological process: protein phosphorylation. Gene Ontology annotation, cellular component: plasma membrane. Bases 1 to 3972 code for a protein of 1323 amino acids. Gene Ontology annotation, molecular function: protein kinase activity; ATP binding; carbohydrate binding. The transcript has 3 exons. The record is from RefSeq and is a predicted model, not a curated record. NCBI's taxonomy places the organism in Eukaryota, Viridiplantae, Streptophyta, Magnoliopsida, Poales, Poaceae.
AUGACCACUACCAGCAUGAAGCUCAUUUUGUCUGUCGUCCCCAUCCUAGUUGUAGGGUUUAUACCAGAAUUAAGCACCGGUAAUGACCACGGGCAAUUCGUCUACGCUGGCUUCACCAACAGCAACCUCACCCUAGACGGCGCAGCUAGAAUCACGUCGACCGGCGUAAUCGAGCUGACAAAUGAUACAGCCCGGAUCAAGGGCCAUGCAGUUUACCCGUCUCCACUGCGCUUCCGCCUGUCCCCUGAUGGCAUGGUGCAAUCCUUCUCUACCUCCUUUGUGUUUGGUAUCCUCUCUUCAUUUGGCGACAUAAGGGGCCAUGGCUUUGCCUUCUUCAUUGGCCCAAGCAAUGAUUUCACUGAAGCUUUUCCACUCCAAUUUUUGGGGCUCAUCAACUCCACAAACAAUGGCAGUUCGAUCAACCAAAUCUUUGCCAUUGAGUUUGACACCAUCCUAAAUACCGAGUUUGGGGACAUCGACAACAACCAUGUUGGCAUCGACAUCAACAGCCUCAACUCUCUGAGAUCCCACCCAGCUGGUUUCUACAAUAACGGUAAGAACAGCACGUUCACAAACCUAUCCCUCAUUGGAAGUGGGCCAAUCCAAACUUGGGUAGAGUAUGAUGGAAACACAACACAGAUUAGUGUGACCUUAGCUCCUCUUGGCAUGGAAAAACCUGUGAGGCCACUCCUCUCUUUAACCUUCAACCUCUCGACAGUUCUCAAAGAACAAUCAUACAUUGGCUUCUCGUCUUCGACAGGCUUAUCCACAGGGCAUCACUGUGUGCUUGGAUGGAGUUUUGGCAUGAAUAGUCCUGCUCCAACAAUCGACUCCACCAAACUACCCAAAUUACCUUAUCUUGGCCCAAGACCUCCAUCUAAACUCUUAGAGAUCAUUCUACCAAUUGCGUCUGCAGUUUUGGUAUUAGCUAUUGGCACUAUAGCUGUUAUACUUGUGAGGAGACAUCUUAGAUAUAAGGAGGUACACGAAGAUUGGGAGGUUGAGUAUGGUCCACACCGAUUUGCUUACAAAGAUUUAUAUUUUGCCACCAAAGGAUUUAGUUCCAAGAAUUUGAUAGGGGUAGGUGGGUUUGGAAGGGUGUACAAGGGAGUUCUUUCCACAUCAAAAUCAGAGGUUGCAGUAAAGAGGGUAUCGUACAACUCGAAGCAGGGAAUAAAACAAUUUGUUGCUGAAGUGGUAAGUAUGGGGCAUCUUCAACACAAGAAUGUUGUGAAAUUAUUUGGGUAUUGUAGGCGAAAAGGUGAACUCCUUCUAGUGUAUGAGUAUAUGGAGAAUGGAAGUCUUGACAAGUACUUGUACGGUGAGGAGAGGAGGUCCACCUUAGAUUGGGGACAAAGGUUUAAAAUUAUCAAAGCAAUUGCGUCAGGCUUGCUCUACCUCCAUGAGGAAUGGGACAAAGUGGUCAUCCAUCGCGAUGUCAAGCCAAACAAUGUGCUUCUUGACAAAGAGAUGAAUGGACGACUCGGAGAUUUCGGCCUCGCUAAAUUGUAUGAUCAUGGCACCGACCCACAAACUACACAUGUUGUUGGCACAAUAGGAUACCUAGCCCCAGAGCUAGUACACAGAGGCAAGGCAACUACUCUAACUGAUGUGUUUGCCUUUGGUAUUUUCAUUCUUGAGGUUACCUGUGGAAGAAAGGCAUUGACUGAAGACACCCACAACCACCAGGUCAUGUUGAUCGAUUGGGUGAUUCAGAACUGGAAUAAAGAUUCACUCCUUGAUUCAGUGGAUACCAAACUCCAAGGUAACUAUGAUAUUGAUGAGGCAUUCCUUGCAUUGAAGUUAGGGUUGCUGUGCUCUCAUCCAUUUCCAGAUGCAAGACCGAAGAUGCGGCAAGUUUUGCAGUAUCUCGAGGGUGAUGUGCCACUACCAGAGCUACUACCAGCACACUUCAGCUUUCAUAUGUUGGCCUUAAUGAAGAAUGAAGGACGUUUUGGCUCAUCCAUAGUGUCAUUCUAUAAAUGUUUAAUACUCUUCUCCCUGGCCUUAAGCGUUAUAUCCUCCACCACAGCCACUGUUGAGGACCAGUUCGUCUACUCCGGCUUCUCCAGGAGUAACCUCGACCUCGACGGAGCAGCCACUAUUACACCAGACGGCGUCCUUGAGCUGACAAAUCACACAGUUCACAUUAAAGGCCAUGCAUUCUAUCGAACUCCAUGGCGAUUCCGCAAGUCCCCUGGUGAGGUGGUGCAGUCUUUCUCAGUUACCUUUGUGUUCGGCAUGGUCCCCAUCUACUCUGAUCAAUGUACCGACGGAAUGACUUUCCUGAUCUCUCCGACCAAGGAUUUCUCAGGUGCACAGACCUCCCAAUACUUAGGUCUCCUCAACAAAACAAGUGAUGGUAAAAGUAAUCAUAUAUUUGCAGUGGAGCUUGAUAGUAGCCAAAAUACAGAGUUCAAUGACAUCGAUGACAACCAUAUCGGAAUCAACAUCAAUAGUCUCACCUCAAUUCAAUCAAGACCAGCUGCCUUCUAUGAUGACAACAAUGGUAUGUUGAAAAACUUAUCCAUGGUUAGCCACAAAGAAAUGCAAGUAUGGGUGGACUAUGAUGGAGAUACCACACAGAUCAACGUGACGUUGGCUCCACUAAGAUUACCUAAACCAUCCAGACCACUACUGUCAGCUGCCUACAACCUAUCCACAGUGCUGGAAGAUCCAUCCUACAUCGGUUUCUCAGCAUCAACUGGUCCAAUCAAUUCACUAUAUUGUGUAACCGGCUGGAGCUUGGGCAUAAACCGUCCUGCUCCCUUGAUUGAUAUUACCAAGUUGCCAAAGCUGCCUCAUGUUGGCCCAAAACCUCGGUCCAAGUUGCUUGAGAUUAUCCUACCAAUAGCCACAGCUAUAUUCAUCUUCCUUGUUGGAACAACUGUAAUUCUAUUGGUGCGGAGGAGAAUGAAGUAUGCUGAGAUAAAUGAAGAUUGGGAAGCUGAGUUUGGUCCACACCGAUUUUCAUACAAGGAUUUGUUCAAUGCUACAGAUGGAUUUAACAAUAAGAAUCUACUUGGCCUAGGAGGAUUUGGGAAGGUGUAUAGAGGUCUGCUCUCUGUCACGAAAUCAGAGGUUGCUGUAAAGAGAGUGUCCCACGAGUCAAAGCAGGGAAUAAAGGAGUUUGUUGCUGAGAUUGUCAGUAUUGGACGCCUCCGACAUCGGAAUCUUGUCCAGCUUCUAGGUUAUUGCAGAAGAAAAGGAGAACUCUUAUUGGUAUAUGAAUAUAUGUCAAAUGGAAGUCUUGAUAAGUAUUUACAUUGUGAAGAGGACAAACCCACUCUGAAUUGGACUCAAAGGUUUCAGAUCAUCAAAGGUGUAGCAUCUGGCCUAUUCUAUCUCCAUGAGAGGUGGGAGAAAGUCGUAAUUCAUCGAGAUAUCAAGGCAAGCAACGUGCUCCUUGACAGUGAGAUGAAUGGACGCCUAGGUGACUUUGGUCUUGCAAGAUUGUAUGAUCAUGGCACUGAUCUGCAAACAACACAUGUGGUUGGUACAAUGGGGUAUCUAGCCCCAGAACUGGCCCGCACUGGUAAGGCAACGACUCUGACAGAUGUCUAUGCAUUUGGCAUUUUCAUUCUUGAAGUAACCUGCGGGCAAAGGCCUAUCAAUAGUCAUGCAGAUGAUAGUUCACAGAUCUUAGUUGAUUGGGUUGUCGAGCAUUGGCACAAAGGAUCACUCACAUACACACUUGACAGUAGGUUACAAGGCAACUACAACUCUCAUGAGGUCAGCCUGGCUUUAAAUCUUGGUUUGCUGUGUGCACAUCCAUUUUGCAAUGUAAGGCCUAGUAUGCGUCAAGUCAUACAAUACCUCAAUGGUGAGAUGCCACUCCCAGAGUUGACGCCAACAAACUUAAGUUUCAGCGUGUUGGGCCUGAUGCAAAAUGAAGGUUUUGACCAGUAUUCAUCAUUGCCGUCCGCAGUUGGCAGUAGUUGCAUGACGUCCAGCCUCUCAAGUGGAAGAUGAUAAUAGAUAGAUGUCAUACCCAGGGCCAUAUCAUAUUGUAGUUAGUAGGCCUGAUUAACUUAUGGUAUGGAAUCCACUGAAAUUCUUAUUCCUACUGUCAUAAUAUUUAGCGCAGGGAUUCUGAAAAAGAAAAUAAUCGGUCAAGUCUCUGUUUCUUCCGAGUUCAUGGUUUUUUUUUAAAUAAAUAUAUGCUUCAAUGCAUGGGUUAUGCUAUCAGAUCUUGUAAAUGGUUCUAGAGUCUGUACAUAUCAUUAUGUCAACUGUUGUAAAUAAUCAUAAAAUGUCUGCACAAAGGAUACUCUAAUCUUGAAGACAGCAGUUGACACUUUGACUUU